Chaetomium globosum CBS 148.51 is the source of this 3633-nucleotide messenger RNA. RefSeq lists its product as uncharacterized. Lineage: Eukaryota; Fungi; Ascomycota; Sordariomycetes; Sordariales; Chaetomiaceae. The record is from RefSeq and is a predicted model, not a curated record. The coding region runs from base 1 to 3633 and encodes 1210 amino acids. The transcript has 5 exons.
AUGGAACCGGAGCAAUCUGGAGAUCAUAUACCCAGAGUAAAGGGUUUGACUUCAAGGCGAUCUUUCCUCUCCGGUCGAAAGCAGCAUUUAUCUCGGCAGGCCCUGGAAACCGAAGAGGCCGGUAUCGUCAAGACGAGCAUAGAGCAGAGAGGAAAUUCUGAAGACAGUCACCCGUUUGAGGACGACGAUGGCGAUCGUGUGAUGGCUAAUGUUUCUAGAUCCCCCCCUCCACUCGGCAGCGAGGAUACGCCGAUACAGGGAAUAGAGAGCUAUGACGAUGGCUUGAAUGAUGGCAAUGAUUGUGACGACGAUGAAGAAGACAUUCCACCGACAUCCGACAGCGAGUUUGAUGGUAUUAUCGACGCUGAAGCUCUUCGUCAUGGCGACAUCCAAGAUACAUCUGCUCACGCUGUACGCCAGGCUAUCGAGCUGGAAGAUGCAUUUGGUGCAGGAGAGUACGAGGAAUGCAUUUGGGUGGGUGGCCAGCCCGAUGAAUCCGUGCCUUUCGACGACAAUCUCUCUGAGAAACAGACUGUACCGGUUACAGCAACUUCUCUUCGACCGGAUGUUGACGACACCUCAAUCCUUGUCCCAGCUCGACAGAACCGAUCGAUCCUGACAUCGAGCUUUGAGAAGUCGCUGGCUAUAUUCGCCGACUUGACUGGGUUGAGCCGACAGGAUUGGGCUUCUUUACGGGAAAUCUUGUUCCUUGUUCGCGACAAAGAUGAUGAUGUGCCGGGGAUGAUCCAGAGCCUGCCCAGGCAGCUUUCCACGCUCCGAGACCGAAUGCGUGGCCGGAUGCCCAUGAUGCAUAUGCGAGAAGCCGACAUCCCUCUGAACAUUCUGAAACUACCUACCCUACCAGCGACACUCAAGCCGGAGGAGCGCCGUCGAGUUGAAUCCAUACGAAGCCGGGCCGAGGCAAAGACCGCGGCGGUGUCUACAGCCAAGGCCGCGACGAAAGCAGCCCGUGAGAAUGGCAGAGACAGUGCCGAGGCCCGGGCCGCUACGAAGGCUGCUGAGACGGCAAGGGCUCGUGUAGAAAAGCUUCAGGGCAAGGCCAAGGAUGUCGGCGACGAUGAGCUGUCCCUGGGUGACCUUCCCAAGGUGACCAUGCGGCUUACCUUCUUCGACCCGCCUACAUUGUUCCGAAAUCUCGUUGCAUCUGACAUCGGCCGUAGGGCACAUACUGGGCCUGGAUUUUUCGUCGACGCACCACACGAGCUGUUUGAAUCGCAUUCGUGGCUUUCGUCGGUACGCACAACAUCUGGCCGGUAUGCCCACAUCAUUCUCGACGAUGGCCGCAUUGGCCCUACGAUCUUCCCUUCUGACUGGGUCUAUUACCGGUGCCUGGAUUCCGCUUGCGUACUACGAUGCUCCGCCAUUCGAGAUCACUCGGACGAUAUCGUCAACAUCCACAUCGGCCGCGUAUAUGGCGUAGGACUGGAUCGUCGAACCAGACCAUGCACGGCAAUGCCAGAUGAGCUUUGCUUACAGAUCCAGGAAGCACAUCGAAUCCAGAGCUCAUUCCUUGCCAAUGUUGACUUGUCGCCAGCACAGUUGACCAAUGAGCUAGUACUGUCUACCGACCCCGUCUAUAUUCCAGAGAGCCUGGUCUACUCCCACAUCGACGUUCAUGUCGACCGUCACUUUGGUGAAGAACACCAUGAUCCUGGCUGGAAGCUGCCCAAGCAACGUGCGAACUCGAAACGACCACCUGAACCGUACCCGAAGUACAUCGCACCGGUGUACCAGCAUACACGCCGGGAUGAAGAAUGGUAUCUGGCCCGUCGUAUGGUUGUCGGGGGAGAGGAUGUUGUCCCCUUGUGUCAUACGCAUCCAAUCCGUGCCGAGUUGGAACUUGACUGGUGGGGCCGGGCAGUCUUCGAGGGCGAACCACAUGCAUCGGAUUUUAGCGACGUGAUCAAGGCCUUGAAAACGAUGGCGCUCCUCGAUGCUGGCAUGGUGAUGGAAAUCAACGGAGAAGAGGUCCGACUAUGUGCAUUCACGAUGUGCUAUACCGGCGAUAUGCCUCAGCAAGCUGAGAAUUCUGGUUUCAAGGGCCCUCGAGCCCACAAGUUCUGCCGUUGCUGCUUCGCAUCUGCUGGCCAACGCGCUGUCGAUCCGGACGUCUUGCUAAAGUUCGACAUUACGACGCAUGGACGCUUCCAUGUCCAAACUACGGAAAUGCAGCAUAUGCUGGAAACGGGGCUGAGGAAUGCGUCGGAACGGAGGCGGUUCUGUUCGCAGUGGGGAAUGGCCGAAGAGAUCCCAGCGCUUCCCCAUCUGUCUCCGGCAUUGGACUUGAUCCUUUCACGUCCCGUCGACGCUGCACAUUCGGAAUACAACGGCCUCGGUAACCUAAUGCACUUCCUCUUGCGCGAUGGCAUCUUGACGAAGACUGCGCGUACUGAGUACGCUCUAGAGCUUCGGACUUGGCCGUUUCCACCAGGAUGGUCGAGACUGCAAUCUCCAAUCCAUCACCUGUCCAGCUAUAAUAUGUCGAGUCACGCUCAGUGGAUCGUUGUCAUUCCAGUCUUCCUGCUCAACUGGCUGAAGAAGGACCAUAUCAAGCCGAGAUUUUAUACACAGGCCGAGAGCGAGACGGGAAAGGACCCAGUCGACCUGAUUGUCGAGACCACGGCUGCCAUUGCGAAGAGUACGACCGUCCUGAUGGGCAGGCAAAUUUCACCCGAUGAUCGGAGAGACAUGAACCGAAUCAUCUACCGCGCACGCCAUCUCUUCAACCAACUCUGUCUCUUCGCUGCGGUAACUUCCACCGGAUCCGCCGCUGGUUCUCUCGCAGGUACGCCGGGGCCACAGCCCGCGGUAGAUGCUUUCGCUGACACACUGGACAAUACCGGGUCUGGUCGGUCAUUACAGUAUAUGAACGACACCCUCCGUCCGAAUAUUCAUGUCGCCACGCAUUUUCCAGCCUUCGCCGAAGAGUAUGCGUCACCGGUUAACUGCAAUACCCUGACAGGGGAGAAUCUCCACAGCAAAAUUCUCUCGCGAGCCGACCGUAACGGGUUGGAAGCUUUACAGGAAGCCGAAGAGCAUGAAAUCGACGUAGAUCAGUCGGCCGACGCGACACAUUUGGCGCCGUCCGCGAUCAACCGCAUUCCAACCGGAGAUGUCGUUGCGACGCAUCCGGCCAACGAAGGCAAACGACUUCCAUUACGUUCGACUGAUGCAACACCAACUUGGCGCCGGUUGAUCCGGUUGGCUUACGAGCACGACUACGGCAAAGCCCGACAAUUCCCAUCCUUCUUCGAGAACCGAGCUGUCCAGUGGUCUCGGAAGUUCGGCUUUACGGACAGGGACUCAAACGAGCGGUUUACCUUCAGAGCUGGCGAUUAUGUACAGUUUACCCGCGACGGAGGUGUCCAAUUCGGCCGGGUCGACCACAUCUUCGUACUCGAUAACUUUGCCGACCGACAUAUCUUCGUGGUGUUGAUCCCAGUAAGGCGAACCGAGACUCGGCAUCAUAUACUGGACUUGGAGGUUAUGGAAGAGAUGGAAGGACAAGCUGUCAUUGUCGGGGUCACUGCGGUCUCUCCUGUUGGCUUGUACAUGGUUCGGGUAGAAGGGGUUGGGACUGUCUGGGUCGACUGGGACGUCCACACGCUGUAA